AAAACUCUUACUCUUGCCCCGUUUGAGGAAAACUCGUCCAGAGCCGGAAUCUUCCUCUACAGAUUGAGGCUGAGGUCUCUUGUCAAAAGCCUAGUCUUUGUGCAGUAAACCCUCCGGCCGAAGACCCACCUUCGUCAAUAUGAAUAAGCAUAGGAGAAUGACCUGAAAGCUAAACACUCGAGUGACAUCAUUCAGCUCAUAGUCAUAGAGAUUUCGACAAAAAAUAAAAAAUUGCAAGUUUGAAAAGUACAAAAUAGUUCUGUUGAUUCAUUCUAAAAGACUUUGUUCCCCCAUAUCUCAAUAGUCUUCUUUUCUGGCAGACCAAUUCAAAUAUACAAAUCCACACGCACAUUUUCCGGGAAUAUACCGCGUUUUCUCUUACAUACAAUCGGAAUUUUACCUAGCACAAAAGAAAAAAAAAAUCUUGUGCAAGAGUGCAAGACAGAGAUCGUAUAUAAACAAAACAUGUGGGGAAGGUUAGAUCAGAACAAAAUGUCUUUUCCUUUCCCUAAACUUGGGACCUUCGCUCCUGUGCUCAUCGUCUACUUGCUAAUUGUUAUCUCCCAUGGAGUUGGAGCUAACAAUAGUAGCAAUGUCACCAACAUUGGAGCAAUCAUUAAUGCUAAUGGCCGUAUCGGGAAAGAACAGAAAACUGCCAUGGAAAUUGCAGCUGAAAACUUCAAUAACCAUUCGAAGACUCAUAAGCUAAUCCUUCAUUUUCGAGACUCUGGCAGAGACCCCUUUCGUGCUGCUUAUGCCGCUAAAGAAUUGAUAAAGAAGAAGGUAGACGUGAUAGUUGGCAUGGAGACAUGGCAGGAAGCAGCUCAAGUAGCUGAUCAUGGAAACCAAUCGAAUGUUACGGUGAUUUCAUUCGCAUCGCCAACUAUCACCCCGCCCCUAAUCCAGCGCCGCUGGCCAUAUCUAAUACGAAUGGCAACAGACGGUUCUGCUCAAUUAAAAGGCAUAGCGGAUAUAGUUUCUGCGUACCAUUGGAAAAGGGUGGUUGUAGUAUACGAAGAUGAUGGUUACGGUGGAGCUGUUGGGAUGCUAGCUGUUUUAUCUGAGGCUCUUCGAGAUGUUGGUUCGGUGAUUGAGCACCGUUUGAUUCUCCCGCGAGUUUCUUCGAUACAUAAUCCAAACGGGGAUGGGUUUGAAGAGAUGCUGAACCUUACCACCAUAAAAUCCCGUGUGUUUAUUGUUAUUCAGUCAUCUUUGCCUACAGUGACUCGUCUGUUUCAGGUAGCGAAGGAGACGGGACUUGUAGGAAGAGACUCAGCUUGGAUAAUCACAGAGGCUGUCAUUAGUAAUUUGCCUGACUCUCUUGACAACUCUGAUAUGGAAGGCACUCUCGGAAUGAAGACUGACUAUGCUAAAAAUACUAGUUCUUAUAUGAAGUUCCUAAAGGAGUUCGAAAAAAAGUUUUCAGAUGAAGAUAACAUUGUGCCAACGCCAGGAAUUUAUGCACUUCGAGCCUAUGAUAUGAUGACAAUCAUUACACAAGCCAUAGAAAGAAUGACUAGUAACAACAGUUCUACUACUACUAGUAGUAGCCUUCAGGUAUUGUUAAACACAUUGUUGAACAAUUAUACCGGUCUAAGUGGGGAAAUGUACUGCAAAGGAGGUGAGGUACUUUUUCGUUCUCCGACAUUCAGGAUCAUAAAUGUUGUUGAUGGGAAGAGACAAAGAGAUGUAGGGUCUUUAGAAAGCAUUGUCAGCCAAGGCACAGACGGAAGUAAUGAUGUUGGUAUAAUUUGGCCCGGGAAAGACAUUAGUGCCCCGAAAGGUUGGGCUAUGCCUACUAAAGAGAGCCCAAUGAAAAUUUUGGUUCCUGGUAUAACACCCUUCAACGCAUUUGUAAAGGUUGAUUGGUCGCGGAACAAUUCAGACGAGAAGAAAUUCGAUGGUUUCUGCAUUGAACUUUUCAGAUGGAUACUACCAAAUUUGACUUAUACUCUGCAUCAUGAAAUUGAAGCCUUAAAUUGUACUUACGAUUCUCUGAUAGAACUGGUCCAAAACAAGACAUAUGAUGCUGUGAUCGGUGAUAUGACUGUGCUAGCUGAUCGGUUGGACAAGGUGGACUUCACUCAGCCAUAUAUCGAGUCUGGUUUGUCGAUGAUUGUUCCUGAAAAAGAUGAGGAGUCGACAUGGCUAUUUUUGAAGCCUUUCACUUGGCAAAUGUGGGCGGUGUCUGGUGGCAUUUUACUCUACACAACGCUAAUAGUCUGGCUCCUCGAAGGCCCGUCAAAUCCAGAAUUUGGUGAUGGGUUGAAGAAUCAAAUCAGGACAGCAACUUGGUUCACUUUCUCCUCUUUGUUCUUUGCUCAGAGAGAGAAAAUCUCUAGCAACUUUACUAAAGUAGUUGUUAUAGAGUGGCUGUUUGUUGUAUUGAUCCUAAGCUCAAGCUACACUGCUAAUCUUUCCUCAAUGCUUACCAUCAAACGGCUGCAACCAAACGUAACGGACAUUGAAAUGCUGAAGAGAACCGAAGCAAAAGUUGGUUCGGAUAAAGAUACAUUUGUCAGGAACUACAUGCAGCGUGUUAUUGGAUUCAAUGACUCGAACGUCAUGGAAAUAGGCCCCCUUUACAACGUGGACGAGUUCAAGAGCAAACGUAUAUCUGCUGCCUUUCUUGAACUCCCAUAUGCAAAAGUAUUCAUGAAUCAGAACUGUAAAGGAUAUACUCAAACCGCGCCAACCUACAGAUUCGGAGGAUUCAGCUUUGCAUUCCGGAAAGGUUCUCCAAUAGCGAGGGAUUUCACUAGGGUCAUUCUAGAGCUAUUGGAAAAUGGAAAACUGAAGGAGCUAGAAAAUAAGUGGUUGACUACAAGGGAAGAGUGUUCAAGAAAUGCGACUUCAGAUACCCCGAAGAGCUUGAACCUCAAGAAUUUCACCGGCCUCUAUAUAAUAACCGGCGUUACUUCUACAUUUUGUUUUCUAAUCUCUCUUUUUAUCUUGCUGAGGAAGUUGUGUUGGCGUGAGUCAAACUUGUAGGUGGAAUAAUAAUGUUUGUAUUUCCUAGUUUGAUUAUAA
Messenger RNA from Malus domestica (apple), 3030 nucleotides. Its product is annotated as glutamate receptor 2.7-like. Gene Ontology annotation, cellular component: plasma membrane. Lineage: Eukaryota; Viridiplantae; Streptophyta; Magnoliopsida; Rosales; Rosaceae. Gene Ontology annotation, molecular function: signaling receptor activity; ligand-gated monoatomic ion channel activity. The record is from RefSeq and is a predicted model, not a curated record.